UACCGGUUAUCAUAAUAGUCACAUGGUCAUGGUCAUGUGAAGUGGUGAUAUGAAGUUUAUUUACGACUCUUACGAGCCAGCUAACGCGCUACACAUAUGAGAGGCGAAAGGCGACCGCGUGGAAAUUACUUCUAUUUUGGAGUAAUCCGUUCAAAGGCAAGAUGACGCAGAGCGAGAAAGGAAAGGAAAAAGGAACGAGUGUACGAAAUGUCUUUAUUACUUCGCUUAUCGCAGGAGGUGCCGCAGGAACGUUCGUGGACGUUGCACUGUAUCCGCUGGACACGUUGAAAACCCGACUCCAAAGUGCACAAGGAUUUUUGAAGACUGGAGGCUUUACAGGUCUUUAUAAAGGAAUUUUACCAGUCAUAGUUGGUUCUGCACCAACAGCUGCACUGUUUUUUUUAACAUAUGAAGAAAUCAAGACUAUAAUGCAGCCUAGGAUUUCUGCAGAUUAUUAUACUCCACUUCACAUGGGAGCAGCGACAGUGGGAGAAAUGGUAGCAUGUUUACUACGAGUUCCAGUUGAAGUUAUGAAACAAAGGAAACAGGCACAGAUAUGUGAUAAAAAAUCGCUUGAUCUCAGAAUAUUAUAUCGUGGAUAUUGGACCACAGUGUUACGAGACUCGCCGUUUAGUAUUGUACAAUUUCCAUUGUGGGAAUAUUUAAAAAAAUCUUGUAGUUUCUACGUUGAAAGAGAAAUUUAUCCCGUGGAGAGUGCAAUCUGUGGUGCAAUUGCAGGAAGCAUCUCUGCGGCUGUUACUACUCCAUUAGACGUUGUGAAAACGAGAAUAAUGUUGGCAAACAGAACGUUACUUUCGUCAGAAUUAAGAAUAUUAAAUGUACUUCAUGAAGUGUACCUACAAAAAGGUUUUCGUGGGUUAUUUGCUGGUUUUGCACCAAGAGUAAUGUGGAUUACUUUAGGAGGUUUUAUUUUCUUUGGAGUUUAUGAAGAAGCAAAAGUACUUACACAUACAGUAUUUCCAAUGCUGAAAUAAAAAUAUAAUUGGUUCUAUCUUUGUGUGGAAAAAUAAACUCAUAAAUUAUCAAUUACUUAGCCAUCGUAAAUCAAACUUAUUAUAAUUUAGUUGUCAUAAAAAAUGGAUUAUACUUUUUGAAACAUGUAUAAAAUAUUUAUUUCUUUUAUUGUACAAAAUAUUUUUGGCUUUAACAAUGUAUCUUUUUGGCUUUGACAAUGUAUGACUUAUGUAUAACUUUGUAUGAAUACAAUUUGCAAAAGUA
This is a messenger RNA of Monomorium pharaonis (pharaoh ant), 1239 nucleotides long. RefSeq names its product S-adenosylmethionine mitochondrial carrier protein homolog. Gene Ontology annotation, molecular function: S-adenosyl-L-methionine transmembrane transporter activity. NCBI's taxonomy places the organism in Eukaryota, Metazoa, Arthropoda, Insecta, Hymenoptera, Formicidae. The transcript is spliced from 6 exons. Gene Ontology annotation, cellular component: mitochondrial inner membrane. The coding region runs from base 162 to 995 and encodes 277 amino acids. The record is from RefSeq and is a predicted model, not a curated record.